AUGCCGCCCGCUGCGAGCCAGAAGGGCACCGGCAAGAAGGCCGGGCCCGGUGCCAUGCGACAGCGGAGUCGCAACACAACUCCCAGCUCCAUCACUCCGUCCGCGAGCUUGCCCCCCAUUGAAGCCGUCGAUACAGAGUAUCUCGAGCUCCGCGUCGAGCAGUUCCGCAACCUCAACUAUGACGACCUGGUCGAUCAGGGUGCGUCCAACGCCGUCAUGCCCGAUUCCAAGAGCCUUGAUGGCAUGAUCGCACGCCUCCAGCGUCUACAGGAGACCAUCGAUAGGCGUAGCAAUUUCUGCGAUAGGGGCAUGCGGAUACUAGCCAGCACGCGAAAGCAAUACAUCAACGACGUCGAAGAGGGCACUGAUGCCGCCGGAAAGGCCGAGGGUGAUAGCAAGAAGACCAGCAAGACCAACAAGAAGAAGAGAAAGGCGGCCGAUACCCUUGCACCCCCCCACGAAGGGGGAAUUGAACGAUCAUCCCCGCUUAGGGAAUCCACUAAACCACGAAAGCUUUCGCGCGACUCGGCCAGUUCUUCCUUGUCACCCGUCGCUCCUGCAACACCAUCAGCAAUGGAAGUCGACGAGAAGACGAAAAAAGAAGACAAUGAGGAGGAAGAAGAGAGUUCAGAAGACGAGGGCGCGCCGCCCAAAAAGGCGCAACCUGCCGCGCACACCUUCGGCGACGACCCCUCCACCUUCCCCGACCCGACCGUCUACGAGAUUCGCCCAACACACUCUGGUAUGUCCGAUGAAGAGUUGAAGGAGAUUUACUCGGUCGCCGUAUUCCCCAGGACCGACCUGGCCGAUGUAAUCGCUGGCGACCCUCCGGACAAGGACUUCAGUAGUGCCAAGCCCACGAACCAGAUCAGCUUUUCAACCUUCUCGACAUACUUGGAACCCUACUUCCGCCCCUUUGCCGAAGAAGACCUAGCGUUUCUCCGAGAGCGCGGCGACCGUGUUACACCUUUCCACAUGCCGAAGAGGGGCAAGAAGCAUUACACCGAGAUUUGGGCAGAGGAGGAUGGCGCCAUGGCUCUCGAUAAACCUUUGAACGGCCGCGAACAAUUGGCACCUAAUCAACCCCGUGGCGCGAUUGACAACAUGGACGACGAAGUCGCCGAGACAGACAAGCUUUCGGUCGGGCCGUUGCUGUCGCGCCUGAUGCAAGCCAUGCGACCGGAGAACCGGCCACAGGCGGACGAGGAUAAGGGCGUCAACGGCGUCACCAACGGUGACAUUACCAUGAAUGGCGGUAGUGUGAACGGGGAGAAUGGAGAGCCACAGCAGAGUUUCGGUGACGACAAGGCGCCACCGGUCCCCCCUGCAUCCUUCAUGCCGGAGUCGAACUCGGAGGCAUGGAAGAAAGCCUCGCAUCCCAAGCUGGAGUACACGCAAGUCGACGAGCGGAUCAAGCAGGAACUCAGGCAUAUCGGCUUCCUUCCUCAGGAAGGCAACUUUGAGAGCGAGUACGACGGCGCGUUCGACGACGAAGUGGCAGCCAGGCUGCGCCUACUGCAAGGCCGCUUGCGUGAACAGAUGCUCAUCAACGGCGCACGCAAGUCCCGACUUACAGAACUGGUCAAGGAGCGCAUGGCGCAUCAAGAGUACCAAACGAUUCUCGAGGAUCUCGAUACACAAGUACAGGCUGCAUACCUGAAGCGCACGCGCACUAUGGGCAAGAGCAAGAAGAACAAGCGUCCUGGCGGAGCGGGAGGUGGCAGCCAUGCCGUCGGCGGCGCGGCCGGUAUGGCGAGACCGGGAAUUGGCGACAUGACAAAGACGCUGAUGGAGCGUCGCAAGCGUUGGAUCGAUACCAUUGGAUCAGUCUUUGAUGACGAAAGCUUGGGCAAAGUUCCACGCAGCUCAGAUCCCGACUCCUCCAUCUUUCGAGCGAACGUCAUGUCAGACUUGAUGAAGAGGGAAAAGUCACAAUGGGACGAGGAAGUCGAGGAGGAGUAA
This is a messenger RNA of Colletotrichum higginsianum IMI 349063, 1962 nucleotides long. Its product is annotated as Histone acetyltransferase subunit 3. Gene Ontology annotation, biological process: regulation of transcription by RNA polymerase II. Gene Ontology annotation, cellular component: SAGA complex. Gene Ontology annotation, molecular function: transcription coactivator activity. NCBI's taxonomy places the organism in Eukaryota, Fungi, Ascomycota, Sordariomycetes, Glomerellales, Glomerellaceae. The transcript has 2 exons. Bases 1 to 1962 code for a protein of 653 amino acids. The record is from RefSeq and is a predicted model, not a curated record.